Molecule: messenger RNA, 5300 nt
Organism: Chinchilla lanigera (long-tailed chinchilla)
Lineage: Eukaryota; Metazoa; Chordata; Mammalia; Rodentia; Chinchillidae
Gene: Adcy10
Product: adenylate cyclase 10 (soluble)
Exons: 33
Coding region: 245-5071 (1608 amino acids)
Biological process (GO): intracellular signal transduction; cyclic nucleotide biosynthetic process
Cellular component (GO): cytoplasm
Molecular function (GO): adenylate cyclase activity; protein binding
Source: RefSeq, a predicted model, not a curated record
CUGAGGAGGGUGUGGCCUGGAAAACGGCUUUUAGACAAAACUGUCGCUUUGUGGCUCCACCAUGUGUAGACAUGGCACUUCUGCUGUUUUCAGGAUAGUGAGCAGACCCCUCUCCUGUUCUCCACACUUCUGAAGCUUCUGGCCCCCUAUCUGGGCUCUGGCUUCUCCCCAGCCUUGGAGGAAGGAGAAGACCUCGUGGGUACUGCUUCCUGCCACCAAGGGUUUCUAGACAUUGGCCUUGAGUAUGACGACUCAGAAAGACUCACAGGACAACACCAUCGUCAGACUAGCAGCUCACUUACCGGACCUCAUUGUCUAUGGGAAUUUCUCCCCAGAGCGACCUUCUGUGGAUUAUUUUGAUGGCGUCCUGAUGUUCGUGGAUAUUUCAGGUUUCACCGCGAUGACGGAGAAGUUCAGCACAGCCAUGUACAUGGACCGAGGGGCCGAGCAGCUGGUGGACAUCCUGAACCACUACAUAAGCGCCAUCGUGGAGAAAGUGUUGCUUUUUGGAGGAGACAUCCUAAAAUUUGCAGGUGACGCACUGCUAGCCCUGUGGAAGGUGGAACGGAAGCAACUGAACAACAUCAUCACUGUGGUUGUCAAAUGUAGCCUGGAGAUCCAUGGCCUCUUUGAAAACAAGGACAUGGAAGAAGAAGGCCUGGAUAUUCGAGUGAAGAUAGGGCUGUCCGCCGGCCACAUCACCAUGGUGGUCUUUGGGGACGAAAAGCACAAUUAUUUCCUGGUGACUGGCCAGGCCGUGGAAGACGUGCGCAUGGCACAGAACAUGGCGCUGAUGAACGACGUCAUCCUGUCCCCCAACUGCUGGCAGCUCUGUGACCGGAGCAUGAUUGAAAUCGAGAGGAUUCCGGAGCAGAGAGCAGUGAAGGUUAAGUUCUUAAAACUACCCCCUACUUUUAACUUUGAAGAGUUUUUCAAAAAGUGUAUGGCCUUCAUGAGUUUUUACCCUCCUAGUCAGCUCAAAACGCUGAGGCUGGCCUGCUUGCUGGAGUCCAAUGCGGAGCUGGAGGAGUCGCUGCAGAAGUACGUGAUGGAGAGCAUCCAGAAGCAGAUUGAUGACAGGCAGCUCCGGGGCUAUCUGUCUGAGCUUCGCCCGGUGACGAUUGUGUUUGUGAACCUGAUAUUUAAAGAGCAAAACAAGGUGGAAGCCGUAGGCUCGGCCAUCCAGGACGCCUGUGAGCACAUUAUCUCCACCCUGCAGGCCUUCCGAGGCCAGAUCAAUAAAGUCUUCAUGUUUGACAAGGGCUGCUCUUUCCUGUGCGUCUUUGGUUUCCCUGGGGAGAAGGAGCCCAACGAGGUCACUCAUGCUUUGGAAAGUGCUGUGGACAUAUUCGACUUCUGCUCUCAGGUGCCCAAGAUCGAUACGGUGUCCAUUGGCGUGGCCAGCGGCAUUGUCUUCUGUGGAAUCAUCGGACACAUGAUGCGACACGAGUACACAGUCAUUGGUCAGAAAGUCAACAUCGCCGCCAGGAUGAUGAUGUACUACCCGGGAAUCGUGACCUGUGACUCCGUCACCUACAACAGCAGCAACCUACCAGCCUACUUUUUUAAAGAGCUCCCGAAGAAAGUUAUGAAAGGCGUGGCAGAUGCAGGACCAGUCUAUCAGUGCUUGGGCCUCAAUGAGGAAGUUGUGUUUGGUAUGGCGUACCUCAGGACCAAAGGAAAUGAGAGCUACCCUUUGCUGGGACGUGAUAAGGAGAUCAAGUACUUCAUGGAUAAUAUGAAGAAGUUUCUGAUUUCCGGCUACAGCCGUAUCCUCAUAUACGAAGGCAUAGCGGGCUAUGGGAAGAGCCAGAUCCUCAAGGAGAUCGAGUACCUGGCCCAGGGGGAGAGGCACAGGACUGUUGCUAUUGCACUGACGAAGGUCAGCUUCCAGCAGAAUUUCUAUACCAUGCAAAUACUCAUGGCCAAUGUGCUGGGUCUGGAUACUUGCAAACAUUACAAGGAGCGCCAGACCAAGCUUCAAAGUACAGUCAGGAAACUGAUGGAUGAGAAGUUCUUCUGCCUCCUUAAUGACAUUUUCCACGUCCAGUUUCCCACUUCCCGGGAGAUUUCCAGGAUGAGCAGCUUGAGAAAGCAAAAGCAAGUGGAAAAACUGUUUACGAAGCUCUUGGACAAAACAGUGAGAAGUGAAAGGAUUAUUUUAAUCAUUGACGAGGCCCAGUUUGUGGACAGGACCUCCUGGGUUUUCAUGGAGAAGCUGAUCCAAACAGUGCCCAUCUAUAUCAUCAUGUCCCUGUCGCCCCCUGUCGAAGAUCUCUGUGCCGCUGCCAGCAACAUCAUGAAGAACAGGAACACCACCUAUGUCACGCUUGGCGCAGUUCAGUCCAAGGACAUCCGCAACAAGACCUGCUUUGACCUCAACGUGAGCAGCAUCUCCAGAGAGCUGGACAUGUACCUGGUGGAGGGCAGCUGUGGGAUUCCAUUUUACUGUGAAGAGUUGGUGCUCAACCUCGACCACCACAAGGUCCUCCACUUCCGGCAGGUGGGGUCCCAGGAGAAGACCAACGUGACCUGGAACAACAUGUUCAAGAGUUUCAUUAAGCCAACAGAUGAAUUAAAAAUAUAUUUUAAUGCGGAGGAGGGAAAUGAUGUAACCUGUAACCUCGCAAGUGGUGUCAGACUGAAAAACUUGUCACUCCCAACGUCAUUAAAAGAGGUCUCCCUGAUCCAGCUGGACAGCAUGAGCCUCUCCCACCAGAUGCUGGUGAGAUGCGCAGCGAUCACGGGCCUGACCUGCACCACGGAGCUGCUGUUCGAGAUCCUCCCUUGCUGGGACAUGAAGAUGAUGAUUGAGGCCCUUACCACGUUGGUGGAAGAUGAUGUCUUUGAUUGUUUCCAGACCGGCAGGGACCUCCGACUGGCCCAGCAGCAGGACGCCUCCUUCGAGGUGCACCACCGUUCCUCCGCCCUGCAGUCCCGCGACGGGUCGGAUGACAAAGACAAAGAUGAUGAGUUCCAGGAACUGCGCAAUGAGGUGAUCCAGUGCCACAUCAUCCGAUUCCGUAGGCCUAUGAUGCAGAAAACCGCCUACGAGCUGUGGCUCAAGGACGAGAAGAAAGCCAUGCAUUUGAAAUGUGCCCACUUCCUGGAGGAAAAUGCCCGCAGAUGUGACCACUGCAGGGGCACCGACUUCGUUCCCUACCACCACUUUGCAGUGGAUAUUUGGCUCAACAAACUGGACAUGGCCACCAUGAAGCAGCUGGCUAAUUCCCACAGUUACCAACGUAAAGAAGAGAUUCCUGCUUCUAAGCCAGAGCUUCAAGAGAAAUCCGAGUUGUUCCCUGGAGAUCUCAGUCCUGAGGAAAUAAAAGACAAGAUCUUGGAGUUCUUUGACACCGUGAUUACCAAAAUGAAGGAAGAUGAGGAACAACUCCUCCCUCAGAAGCCCUGCCAGUGUGAGGAGGUCCUCACCAUCGUCAUCCUGCCUCUGGCCCAGCACUUUGUGGCUCUGGAAGAAAACCACAAGGCCUUGUAUUACUUCCUAGAGAUCACAUCUGCCUAUCUCCUCCUAGGUGAUAACUACAUGGCAUAUGUGCAUUUGAAUGAGGGACACAGGCUGCUGAAAAUACUCAGGAAGAAAAAAUCUUGGAGUAAGACUUUUGAGUUGGCUACUUUUUAUACCCUCAAAGGUCAGGUCUGUUUUAAUAUGGGCCAGAUGGGGCUGGCCAAGAAAACACUGAAGAAGGCACUGAGGCUUCUCAAGCGCGCCUUUCCUCACAACUUACUCUCCCUAGUUUUCUAUGAUCAUCUGGAGAAAAAGAAACACUGCCAUUAUUUCAACCAGCAGGUCCAAGCCAGCCCGCCCCCAGGGAAGGCGAGACUGGCAGAACUUUACCAGCAGGUGGCGUGCUUCUCCUUGCUGUCGAGGCUCUACAGCCUCAAUGAUCAUUUUUACCACAAAUACUACGCCCACCUGACAGCUGUGAUGCAGGUGAACACUGCGCUGGAGACACAAAAUGAUUUCCAGAUUGUGAAGGCGUUUCUGGACUACUCGCUGUUUCACCAGCUGUCUGGCUACCAAGAGAUGUGGUUCACCUAUGAGCUCAAGGCCCUGGAGCGGAUCUUCCAGCUCCCCCUGGACGGCGAGGUCGUUGAGAUGGUGGCCUACGUGGCUAGCACCCUGAGCCACAUCAAGUUCAACAUGGGCCACCUGGACUUGGCCAUCGAGUUAGGCUUCCCGGCUCAGAAGAUGUGGGCCCUGCUCCAGAGCCCCAACAAUUACUGCUUGGUGCUUGUGACCCUCUCCGGCUGUCUCCUGCUGAGGAACAGAUACAAGCAACUGAUCCAGAUGCUGGAGUUACUGUGGCAGCUGUCCGAGGAGGAGGAGCACAUUUUCAGCAAGGCGUGCUUCUAUGCCUUCUGUUUGGACAUCAUGCUUUAUUGUGGCUUUGUGUACAGACCCUUCGAGGAGUGUCUGCAGUUCAUAAAUGUCCACGAGGACAACACCAUCCUCAGGUUCCACAGCGGAAUCCUCCUGGGCUUUUACUCGGCCCUGGCGAUCUGGUAUGCCAGGCUCCAGGAAUGGGACAGCUUUUCCAACUUCAUUGGCAAAGGUAAAAGUCUCCUGUUGCGGAGGACCCCGACGACCGCUUACUACGGAGGAGUGGUGAAGUACAUGGAAGGGCAGGUGCUCCGCCUCCAAAAGCAAAUCGAAGAGCAAUGCCAAAAGGCCCAAGACAGAGGGGUGGAGCUGCUCAAGAACCUGGAGAGUCUCCUGUCUCAGAACACCAUGGGCACCGUGUUCCUCCCGCGGCUCUACCACCUGAUGGCCUACGUCUGCAUGCUCAUGGGAGAUGGGCGGAACUGCGACGUCUUCCUGACCCAGGCACUGGAGAUCUCAGAAACUCAGGGCAACGUGCUGGAGAACAGCUGGCUGCUCCAGAGCAAGGAGUGGUGGUACUCAAACGUGGAGCUCAUGGAAGACCAGUGGCUUCGCACAGUGCUGAGUCUCCCGUCCUGGGACAAACUUUCAUCAGGCAAGGUGAGCAUCCAGGAUCUUCAGAAAAACAAGUUCUUGAUGCGGGUGAAUAUCCUGGACACCCCCUUCUAACAUUUCACGAAAGAGACCAGGCAUUACUGUGAGAACCAUCGUGGUCUGACAGGACGAGCUCGGAAAAGACAUUAGGGUGCCCAGAGGACGCCUCCCAAACCGGGUGAUGGGCCAGCGCCUCUCCUCAUGAGCAUCAUGUACCUGUGCCAGCAAGGAUUCUAAGUGAAACAGCCGUAAUCCCGAUGUGGGUGUCGUUUACAUGCUUAAAGUUUACGUAUAUUGUAAGAAA